AUGACAAGCAAAAAGGGCCGAUUCACAAUUUCCAAUUUACAAGACUCAGACAAAAUUGACGUGAUGACAGAAGUGCACUCUGGCAAAGAUGCGGAGAAUAUCCAAGUUCCUGUUCCUCAAGAUAUUUCUCAAGCUGAGGCAACGGCUCGAAUUAAGCAUAAUCAUGAUAAACGAGACAGCUUAAUCGAUUCAACUCCUCCUUAUUUACAAAGAAACUUAAGCAAAGGUCCAAGCCCAAUGAACAGGAAACUGAUUGACAAAGAAGUAAGUACAGAUAUUGAGUAUUACGACCAAGCGCCCAGAAGGAGCCAUGAUAUCCGGACUCCGAGUGAAAUUUCAAGACACCAUGACUGUGAUAGUGUCCCAAUUCCUGUUAUGCUGAUGUUUCAAGACACCUUGAGCACCAAAGUAAUGGAUAUAUAGUUUUCCGAAAUGCUUAAUAUGCACAAAGAGCUUAUGCUGAAGUUCAUUAAUAAAGAUGCAGCCAGAGAAGAUAAAAUUAAAAAGAUUGUGCAGGACAUUGCUGAUUUGGCAAGAGAAAACAGUUUACUUCAAGCUGAGAACCAUAAAUUGAAAGAUUCAAUUACGAGUAAACUUAGGGAUUACUAA
Molecule: messenger RNA, 609 nt
Organism: Blepharisma stoltei
Lineage: Eukaryota; Ciliophora; Heterotrichea; Heterotrichida; Blepharismidae
Source: the annotation of a GenBank genome assembly